Molecule: messenger RNA, 1740 nt
Organism: Coniophora puteana RWD-64-598 SS2
Lineage: Eukaryota; Fungi; Basidiomycota; Agaricomycetes; Boletales; Coniophoraceae
Exons: 7
Coding region: 1-1740 (579 amino acids)
Source: RefSeq, a predicted model, not a curated record
AUGCCACCGCCACCUCUUCCUCAGCUCCGUGGGACUGACCAGCUACUCCGCAUGGGCUCCGAGAUCCCAGGACAAGAGCGCUACGCCCACGAGGAUCUAUACCGUACUCUGGCGCCAUCUCACCGCAAAGCCCCUAUUCCGGAUAUUAACAGCGCAUGGUCGGAAGUAUUCCGCCUUCGUGGAGAGAUAGCAGUUCUCAAUGAGAAAUAUCAAGCCGCUCUCAAGGAGAACGAGCUCCCGCCCCUGCCUCCGAUCAAGAAGGGCCCAGAUGUUCAUUCAAAUCUUCGCUACGAGGAUGAUCCUGACACAGAACUCGAUCUACAAACCUACCGCGCGUGCGAGGGGACCUGGACCGAGGGCGAGUGGUCCAAGGGUCAAGGUAACAAGGCACUGAAAGAUGGUAUGAAGGGGGUAAAGAAGCAGACGGGAGGCCAAGGUAAGAGCCGGAUGAGGAAGGACAUCAACGUGAAGUGUGAGUUCCUCACCGACAAGGAUGGCAAGGCCCUCGGCGGUAUUGCGGCAGAGCAAGUCCGACUGAAGAUGUACUCGACCUGGCACACGCUCCUCAAAUUCAAGGACGGUGUCGGCUUACCAGCGACUUGGGGAGAAAUGACUAGUGUGUACACCGAUUGGUUCAUUAGCGCUAAUCGCCGCCUCUGCCCCGUCUUCCGUCUCUGUGCCGACAACUGGAAGCUGCAACACCUGGCUUCGGUCAAUUACUCAACCUGGCGCAACAAGUGGGCCCCCGAUAAAGCCCCUAAGCGAUCGCUCGGCAGCGCCGAUUCGGACCGCCCUCGAAAACGGGCAAAGAAGUCUACGAAAACCGAGGAUUGUUCUAUUGACGACUCUUCGGGCAAGGACUUUUCGGGCGAAAUCUCUUCAGGCGACAAGUCUUCGGUUACCAUUACCUCGGGCGAUAUCUCUGUGGUUAACGACGCUUCGGUCGUCGUCGCUUCGGGCGACAUCUCUGUGGUCACCGACGCUUCGGUUGCCAUUUCCUCGGGCAACAUCUCUGUGGUCACCAACUCUUCGGUUGUCGUUGCUUUGGGCGACAUCUCUAUGGCUAACGAAUCUUCGUUCGACGUCGCUUCGGGCGAUGUCUCUGUGGUCAACAACGCUUCGGUCGUCGUCGCUUCAGGCGAUAUCUCUGUGGCUAACGACUCUUUGGGCAACAAACCUCCGGGGGACGAGGGCUCCAUUGAUGUAAACAUGACCACCAACGAAGAUCAAGAUCAAGAGGAUAUUCCGCUUAUAAGCCCUCUUAUGGACAUGAUAGCGAAGGCUACUUUGCUAUCUGCGCCAUCGACUAAAUUCAGCACGAAGAUCAAGGGCGAAAAAAGGACCACAAGGAAGACCACCGCAGAAAACAAAGCGUCUAAGUCCUUGUCUCAAGCGGCAGCAAUCGCGACGGACGAAUCUCAGACGAACGCGAACACGAACGAGCCCAGCGUAACUCAGACGGUCGAAGGGGAGAACACGACUCAGGCAACAGCGACUCAGGCGAGCCAGGAUGCGACUGGGAGCCGCAAGGCGCGCAAGCUUCUCGUUAUCCCGGCCACAGUCACUGCAAAGUGGGAAUGCGCGCGAGAGUGGAUAAAAGUGUCUGCCGAUAACGUCUAUGAGGCCGAUUUCAAGGCGCACUGGAAGUCCGAGAGCGCGAAGACGGAUCGUCUCGCUUAUUGGCUGGACGCGAUGAAGAACGCGAAGGAGAAGAAAUUGAAGGAGGUUCGCGGCGUUUAA